Messenger RNA from Sycon ciliatum, 1684 nucleotides. Its product is annotated as torsin-2A-like. Gene Ontology annotation, molecular function: ATP hydrolysis activity; ATP binding. The transcript has a single exon. NCBI's taxonomy places the organism in Eukaryota, Metazoa, Porifera, Calcarea, Leucosolenida, Sycettidae. The record is from RefSeq and is a predicted model, not a curated record. Bases 219 to 1418 code for a protein of 399 amino acids.
GGAACGAGAAAUGGAAGGGAAAGUGCUUUUCUUUUCAGAGUUCUAUGACCUGAUGACUGUCGUUCUGAGCCUGAGAUAUUGUUGUGGCUGUUGUAAUCCAUUACAUCGCCCGACUGGCUUUCCAUUGUAGUGCUGGAACAGUGUAAAGCAAGUCAGAUAGUUCUGUAUACACGACCAGUGCGCCUCAUCUGCUUCUGGCUGUGUGUUGGAGAGAGAAGAUGAGAAUUGUACUGCGCUCUGGUGGUAUUUACACAUCAGAUCCUAGCUCUUCCGAGCGAGAGGGAAGCUCGCACGGCGUGGACGUGGACGAUGGAUACAGCGUGCAGCCUUCCCUCACUACGUCAUCAUCGCGCGCACAGCUAAACCCUGCACUGAACACAAGCGGGCAGGGUGAGUGUGUUGAGCAGGUAUGUUCGUCUGGUGAACAAGGUGCUGCCGUGAACAAACAGCCCAGGCCGCAGCGUAAACCUGGAACGGGCAGUCUGGCCUGUGUCGUGCUACUAGUGGCCUGUUUGGCUGUCAUAGUGUUCCAGGCAACCAAACCAAGUGGCUGUGUGAGUUGGAAUAGCAGGCCGAAUUUGUUGCAAACUGUCGAAGAGAAGCUCGCUACGCAGCUGACCGGUCAGGACUUGGCGAUAGAGAUAAUUUUGCAUGAGAUCAGGAGUUUUGUCAACAAGCCCGCGGAGCAAAGGAGUAAACCGUUGGUACUUGUGCUGUACGGGCCUAGUGGUACGGGGAAAACCCUUGCCGCAGAGGUGCUGCGGCGCCAUUUAAUGUUCUCGCGCGAAAAGCAGAUAUCCAGUGGUAAGCGGUACUUUGUGCCUGACCAUUACCACAGCGAGGCUAAGAGAUGCCAGGGCCUCAUAUCCAACAUACUACAAGACUCGAGGCUGUGCAAGCAUGGCAACGUGUUUGUUCUGGAAGACCUGGACCUCGCUAAAAAGACGGAUUGGUUAGAAGAUCUGGCUCCCCUCUUCUCUGGCCAAACCUACUGGCAGCAUGGCCAUGCGUAUUCUUUCAGCAAUGCCAUCUUUAUACUGACAGUGCGCACUGCCUCUGCUGAGCUAGUCCAGCAAAGCAGUCGGCUAAGGAAGUCUGGAGUAGCGAGGGACAGUCCCGACUACAGUGGGGUCAUGGAGAGCAUGCUUACGGGGGAAAACCCUUCUGUCGAGUACCUCGGCCCGGUGCGUCGCUAUGUGGAUGCGUUUGUGCCUUUUCUGCCGCUGGAGAAAGAGCACGUGGCGUAUUGUGUUUCCCAAGAGUUGAAGCAAACCGGCCAGGACGUUACAAAGGAAGCAAUGGACUACGCUCUGUCGCUGGCUGGCUUUCCGGCUCGUCCAGAUGCGGUGUCUGGACAGUUCUCCGAGCACGGCUGCAAGAAGGUGCCUCUUUAUGUUGCCCUGGCUCCAGCUGAGUGAGCCCCUGCUUAGUACUGCCGGUGGACGUGGGUGUUUUGGACUGCUUCCCCGGUACAGUUUUUGUCAAAUUUCUUUCCCCAGUUGUUGCUUUCGCCAUUUUAGUAUCCAACGCUCGAAUCCAUAAUUUUGUUUGUCCGUCCGUGGUUAUGCCAAACUUAUGGACCUCUUCUGUAUUCUUGCGGACUGCCCCGGUCCAAGCCCCAGGCUAUUGCAUCAGAAUACACAUAUUGGUAACUGGUAACUGUAAACAGUUCCAUGUCCAGUAA